Rhodotorula graminis WP1 is the source of this 1693-nucleotide messenger RNA. Its product is annotated as carbohydrate esterase family 4 protein. Lineage: Eukaryota; Fungi; Basidiomycota; Microbotryomycetes; Sporidiobolales; Sporidiobolaceae. Gene Ontology annotation, molecular function: chitin deacetylase activity. The record is from RefSeq and is a predicted model, not a curated record. Gene Ontology annotation, cellular component: membrane. Gene Ontology annotation, biological process: carbohydrate metabolic process. Bases 1 to 1488 code for a protein of 495 amino acids. The transcript is spliced from 7 exons.
AUGCGCGCCACGCUCGCACUGCUGUCUGCUGCCACCCUGGCCGCCGCGUGCGGCUCCGAGCACGAGUUUGCAAAGGUCCGCCGCGCCGCCAUCGAACGACGCGCUCCUGCCUCGUCGUCCGCCGCCGCCGCCGCCUCGGCCGCCUCGUCCGCCGUCGCCUCGCGUGCUGCGACCACCGCCAGUGCCGCCGUCAACUCGGCCGCAGCCGCCGCCACCACCACGGCCACCGCCGCCGCCGCCACCCGCACCGACGAGGCCAGCGCCGCCGGCAUCAAGGACCCGGCGCAGGAGUGCGCCCCGUACUACUACCCGCCAGUCGGCGCCUUGAUCGCAGACGGCGUCUUCCCGGCUAUCUGGGAGAUCGCGUCCCUCAGCACCGCCAAGCCGGACGUCACGGCGCUCUUCCAGUCGCUCAACAGCAGCAUCCCCAACAUUGCGCCCAAGGGCACGCCCCAGGGCGACUUUGCCUCGGUCCAGUACGACGGUGCCACGGACCCUGACUGCUGGUGGACUUAUCGCCAGUGCCGCACGCCCAAGCGCGAGGGCAUCAAGCCCGACGUCUACAACGUCCCGACGCCGGACACUUGGGGCCUGACCUACGAUGAUGGCCCCAACUGCUCGCACAACGCGUUCUACGACUACCUCGAGCAGCAAAAUCAGAAGGCCACCAUGUUCUACAUCGGCUCGAACGUCGUCGACUGGCCCCUCGAGGCGCAGCGCGGCCUCGCCGACGGUCACGAGAUCUGCGCCCACACCUGGUCGCACCGCUACAUGACGGCGCUCACGAACGAGCAGGCGUUCGCCGAGCUGUACUACAGCAAGAAGGCGAUCAAGGAGGUCCUCGGCGUCACGGUCCAGUGCUGGCGCCCGCCUUACGGCGACGUCGACGACCGCAUCCGCUACAUUGCCCAGUCGCUCGGCAUGCAGACGAUCGGCUGGGAGGACAACACGUUCGACUACGAGAUCGCGACGCUCUCGCGCGCGACCGUCGAGGCCAACUACAACGACAUCCUCAAGGCCGCCGGCAACGGCACCUACAGCGUCAACGGCACGAUCGUCCUCAGCCAUGAGCUCAACAACGACACGAUGAGCCUCGCCCAGGAGUACCUGCCCAAGAUCAAGGCGGCGUUCAAGCACGUCGUGCCUGUCGGCGUCGCGCUCAACAACACGGCGCCCUACGUCGAGCCGGGCUACACGUACCCGAACUUUGCCCAGUACAUCGGCGGCACGACGACCAUGUCGCUCGCGGCCCCGACGGCCGCGUCGACCGACAUCUCGCUCUCGCUCCCGCUCUCGACGGGCGCGACCGGGUCCGUCUCGGCCACGGUCGCCUACGCCUCGGCGACCAACUCGGGCGGCUCGGCCGCCGACGCCAAGGCGAGCGGCAAGAGCGCGGCGGGCCGCGUGCAGCCUGGCGGGUUCGCCGGCGCGCUCGUCGCUGCGGUCGUGGGUGCGGUUGGCGCAGGCGCCAUGGCCGUCAUGCUCUGAGCGGGCUCAGUUCUCGCCCUUCUUCCUCUCCUCUCUCGGCCUCUGCCCGUCGUUCCCUUAGCAUAUCCCCUCCCCUCUCGCACCUUAUCGCGCGCUCGUUCAUCUAGCACUCGGCGUCGUCGCCUUGUUCGCGCCCCCUCGCUCUGUCGUCGCCCUCUCGGACCCCGCACAGACCCUCCCCGUACAAAGACACUUUCACUCGUUC